This is a messenger RNA of Monoraphidium neglectum, 687 nucleotides long. Its product is annotated as 2-oxoglutarate/malate translocator Flags: Precursor. Bases 1 to 687 code for a protein of 228 amino acids. Lineage: Eukaryota; Viridiplantae; Chlorophyta; Chlorophyceae; Sphaeropleales; Selenastraceae. The transcript is spliced from 4 exons. Gene Ontology annotation, biological process: transmembrane transport. Gene Ontology annotation, molecular function: transmembrane transporter activity. Gene Ontology annotation, cellular component: membrane. The record is from RefSeq and is a predicted model, not a curated record.
AUGCAGCCGCGCCUCUUGGGCGCUCGGCCCCUUGCGGCGGCUCGGCGGCCGGCCGCUGUGUGCGCCGCCCUGCCGACCCCCACUGGCCUCUGGCUCAAGCCCCACCGGCCGCUUGCGUCCAUGCCCCGGCAGCCCAAGCAGCACGCCGCAGCCGCCGCAGCCUCUGCCCCGCUGCUGCCGCAGCGCCAGCGCCGCGUGGAGGUCCGGGCAUCGGCCUCCGGCGCUGCUGCCCCUGCGCCGCAGCCUGCCCAGCCGGCGGCGCCGAUUGGCGUCAAGCCAAUCCCCGCGGCCAUCUCGAUUGGCCUGGGCCUAAUCGUGAACUUCCUGAUUCCGGCACCGGCGGGCGUCAGCGCUCAGGCAUGGCAGCUGUUUGCCAUAUUCAUCUCAACUAUUUGUGGCCUGGUCCUGGGCCCGCUGCCGGUUGGCGCAUGGGCGUUCCUUGGUCUCACGACCGUCGUCGCGACCGGCACGCUGCCAUUUGCCUCGGCCAUGAGCGCUAUGACGUCCGAGGUGAUCUGGCUGAUUGUGAUCUCGUUCUUCUUCGCCAAGGCGUUUGAGACCACCGGGCUGGGGGAGCGCAUCGCCAACGUGUUUGUGGCAGCCAUGGGCAAGAGCAGCCUGGGCCUGGCGUACGGGCUGAUGGUGGCAGAGGCUGUUUUGGGGAGUGUUGCGUCUACUUGUGUGUGA